AUGUCCUCGGCGCCGUCUCCGGGGACUACUCCCUCACCUUCUCCGCCUGCUCCUCCUCCUUCCAACUCAACCACAACUCCUCCUCCCACCACCACUCCUUCUUCUCCUCCGCCGCCAUCUACUCUUCCCACAUCUCCGCCUCCGUCUUCUCCAACCACUCCUUCACCUCCUUCUCCUUCUCCUCCGUCACCAACCACUCCUUCAACUCCUCCUCCUGACCCGUCUCCCACCACACCAGCCACCCCAUCUCCAUCUCCGCCGUCUCCAACCACACCUCCUCCUCCUGGAUCCACCCCUCGAACCCCUUCAUCUCCAAACUCAGGACCACCAUCAAACCCCUCUCGAAACCCAUCACAUUCUUCGCCGUCGCCGCCGUCUUCCUCUUCCGACGGGUUAUCAACUGGAGUGGUCGUUGGAAUCGCAAUCGGAGGAGUCGCUCUGCUUAUUGCACUUACACUGAUCUGUCUCCUUUGUAAGAAGAAACGACGGAGAAGAGACGAUGAAGCUGCUUACUACGUUCCUCCUCCACCUCCUUCCGGUCACAAAGCUGGAGGACCUUACGGUGGACAGCAGCAAUACUGGCAGCGACCAAACUCAUCACAACCGUCAGAUCACGUUGUGAUGUCACUCCCACCACCACCAGCACCGCCAAAACCUCCCUCUCAACCGCCUCCGCCGCCUCCACCACCGCAUUUCAUGAGCAGCAGCGGCGGUUCCGACUACUCAGACCUUCCGAUUCUUCCUCCACCGUCUCCAGGGCUUGUGUUAGGCUUCUCCAAAAGCACUUUCACUUACGAGGAGCUAGCGAGAGCCACCAAUGGCUUCUCUGAAGCUAAUCUGUUGGGGCAAGGAGGGUUUGGUUACGUGCACAAAGGUAUAUUGCCUAGUGGGAAAGAAGUGGCUGUGAAACAGUUGAAAGUUGGGAGUGGUCAGGGAGAGAGAGAGUUUCAAGCUGAGGUUGAGAUCAUUAGCAGAGUUCACCACAAGCAUUUGGUUUCUCUUGUUGGCUAUUGUAUGGCCGGUGCUAAAAGACUGCUUGUCUAUGAGUUUGUUCCUAACAACAAUCUUGAGUUUCAUCUCCAUGGAAAGGGACGGCCUACGAUGGAAUGGAGCACAAGAUUGAAGAUUGCCCUUGGUUCUGCUAAAGGACUUUCAUAUCUUCAUGAAGAUUGCAAUCCUAAAAUCAUUCACCGUGAUAUCAAGGCGGCGAAUAUACUGAUGGAUUUCAAGUUUGAAGCUAAGGUUGCUGAUUUUGGUCUUGCCAAGAUUGCUUCUGAUACAAACACUCAUGUAUCUACACGUGUGAUGGGAACUUUCGGGUAUUUGGCUCCGGAAUACGCUGCAAGUGGAAAGCUCACAGAGAAGUCUGACGUUUUCUCAUUUGGAGUUGUGCUUUUGGAGCUCAUAACCGGACGUCGUCCUGUUGAUGCAAACAAUGUCUAUGUAGAUGACAGCUUAGUUGACUGGGCAAGACCUUUGCUUAACAGAGCAUCUGAAGAAGGAGACUUUGAAGGUUUGGCUGAUACAAAGAUGAACAAUGAGUAUAACAGAGAAGAGAUGGCUCGCAUGGUUGCUUGUGCUGCAGCUUGCGUUCGCCAUUCAGCUCGCCGUAGACCUCGUAUGAGCCAGAUUGUGCGUGCGUUGGAAGGAAACGUAUCGCUGUCAGAUUUGAACGAAGGGAUGAGACCUGGACACAGCAAUGUGUACAGCUCGUAUGGAGGAAGCACUGAUUAUGACUCGAGCCAGUACAAUGAGGACAUGAAGAAGUUUAGGAAAAUGGCACUUGGAACUCAAGAGUACAAUGCGACCGGCGAGUUCAGUAAUCCGACGAGUGAGUAUGGACUGUACCCGUCUGGUUCGAGCAGCGAGGCUGGCCAAACUACACGAGAGAUGGAGAUGGGGAAGGUUAAAAGAACAGGUCAAGGUUUUGCUGGACCUUCUCUUUAA
Microthlaspi erraticum is the source of this 1947-nucleotide messenger RNA. The record is from the annotation of a GenBank genome assembly. NCBI's taxonomy places the organism in Eukaryota, Viridiplantae, Streptophyta, Magnoliopsida, Brassicales, Brassicaceae.